This is a messenger RNA of Haliaeetus leucocephalus (bald eagle), 3120 nucleotides long. It is a transcript of the gene PDE2A, whose product is annotated as phosphodiesterase 2A, cGMP-stimulated. The transcript has 30 exons. Gene Ontology annotation, molecular function: protein homodimerization activity; 3',5'-cyclic-GMP phosphodiesterase activity; 3',5'-cGMP-stimulated cyclic-nucleotide phosphodiesterase activity. Lineage: Eukaryota; Metazoa; Chordata; Aves; Accipitriformes; Accipitridae. Gene Ontology annotation, biological process: negative regulation of receptor guanylyl cyclase signaling pathway; positive regulation of gene expression; regulation of mitochondrion organization. Bases 1 to 3120 code for a protein of 1039 amino acids. The record is from RefSeq and is a predicted model, not a curated record. Gene Ontology annotation, cellular component: cytosol; nucleus; mitochondrial inner membrane.
AUGAGCGGGAUGAGUGGGAUGAGCGGGAUGAGUGGGACAAGUGGGGUGAGCAAGACUAGUGGGACAAGUGGGACGAGCAGAACCAGUGGGAUGAGUGAGUGGGAUGAGCAGGAUGAGUGGGAUGAGCAGGGUGAGUGGGAUGAGUGGGAUGAGCAAAAUGAGUGGGACAAGCCAGAUGAAUGGGAUGAGUGCGAUGAGCAGGAUAAGCGGGACAAGUGGGAUGAGUGGGACAGGCAGGAUGAGUGGGAUGAGCAAGACGAGUGGGAUGAGCAAGACGAGUGGGACGAGCCAGACGAAUGGGACGCGUGGGACGAGCAGCAUAAGUGGGACAAGUGGGAUGAGCGAAAUGAGCAGGAUGAGCAGGAUGAGCAGGACGAGCAGGAUGAGCAGGAUGAGCAGGACGAGCAGGAUGACGCCCUGCUGAGCCUGGGGGCCGUGCUCGACGUCUCCUGCCUGCGGGACGCCCUCCGCCAUGCCCUCGUCUCCCUGCUGCCCAGAGUGGAGCACGUCUACAUCUACCUGCUGGAUGGGGAAACCCGGCUGAUCUGCGACGACCCCCCCCACGAGCUGCCGCCCGAGGGGAAGCUCAGGGAUGCGGUGCGGAGGCAGAAGCGGCUGGACUGUGGGGGGCUGCCCCCCGCCGAGCUCCCCGGCCGGCAGCUGGGCCCCCUCGCAGCACCCCUGGCCGCCGGCACGCAAGUGCUCAUCAUCCCACUGGUGGACAAGGACAGCGGGGCCGUGGUGUGUGUCAUCCUGGUACACUGCGGCCAGCUGAGUGACUCUGACGAGCAGAACCUGCGUGCGCUGGAGAGACACACCCUGGUGGCAUACCGGCGCCUGCAAGCCCUGCAGAAGCUGCAGCCCUGGCCGCAGGUCAGCCUCUCCACCAGCUCUUCCCAGAACUCCCUGGCCAAGCCCGAGAAGGUGCCCGACAGCAGCUACAGCGACCUGGACUGCAAGAUCCUGCAGCUCUGCGGUGAGCUGUACGACCUGGAUGCUGCCUCGCUCCAGCUCAAGGUCAUCAACUAUCUGAAGCAGGAGACCCAGUCGCUCUGCUGCUGCCUCCUGCUCGUCUCUGAGGAUAACCACCAGCUCUUCUGCCAGGUGGUGGGGGACCGGGUCCUGGAGGAGGAGAUCAGCUUUUCGCUCACCUUCGGGCGCCUGGGGCAGGUGGUGGAGGACAAGAAGUCCAUCACCUUGAAGGACAUCAGCGAGGAAGAGCACAAGCAGCUGAGCAGCAUGUUGGGCUGCCAGGUCACCUCCAUGCUCUGCGUCCCCGUCAUCAGCCGGGCCACCUCCCAGGUGGUGGCAUUGGCCUGCGCCUUCAACAAGCUGAGCGGGGAGAGCUACACGGAGGCGGACGAGCACAAGAUCCAGCACUGCUUCUGCUACACCUCCACGGUGCUCACCAGCACGCUGGCCUUCCAGAAGGAGCAGAAACUCAAGUGCGAGUGCCAGGCCCUGCUGCAGGUGGCAAAGAACCUCUUCACGCAUUUGGAUGACGUCUCCGUCCUGCUCCAGGAGAUCAUCACGGAGGCCCGAAACCUCAGCAACGCGGAGAUAUGCUCCGUGUUCCUGCUGGACCGGCUCAGCCACGAGCUGGUGGCCAAGGUGUUUGAUGGCGGCGUGGUGGAUGACGAGAGCUACGAGAUCCGCAUCCCGGCGGACCAGGGCAUCGCCGGGCAUGUGGCCACCACCGGCAAGAUCCUCAACAUCAAGGACGCGUACUCCCACCCGCUCUUCUACCGGGGGGUGGACGACAGCACCGGCUUCCGCACCAGGAACAUCCUCUGCUUCCCCAUCAAGAACGAGAACCAGGAGGUCAUCGGGGUGGCAGAGCUGGUCAACAAGAUCAACGGCCCCUGGUUCAGCAAAUUUGACGAGGACCUGGCCACCGCCUUCUCCAUCUACUGCGGCAUCAGCAUCGCCCACUCGCUGCUGUACAAGAAGGUGAACGAGGCGCAGUACCGCAGCCACCUGGCCAACGAGAUGAUGAUGUACCACAUGAAGGUGUCGGACGAUGAGUACACCAAGCUGCUGAGCGAGGGCAUCCAGCCCGUGUCGACCAUCGACCCCAACUUCGCCAGCUUCACCUACACGCCGCGCUCGCUGCCCGAGGAUGACACCUCCAUGGCCAUCCUGAGCAUGCUGCAGGACAUGAACUUCAUCAACAACUACAAGAUGGAUCGCCAGACCCUCACCAGGUUCUGCCUGAUGGUGAAGAAGGGCUACCGCGACCCCCCCUACCACAACUGGAUGCAUGCCUUCUCCGUCUCCCACUUCUGCUACCUGCUCUACAAGAACCUGGAGCUCAUCAACUACCUGGAAGACAUCGAGAUCUUUGCCCUCUUCAUCUCCUGCAUGUGCCACGACCUGGACCACAGAGGCACCAAUAACUCCUUCCAGGUGGCCUCGAAAUCAGUCCUGGCCGCGCUGUACAGCUCAGAGGGCUCCGUCAUGGAGAGGCAUCACUUCGCCCAAGCCAUCGCCAUCCUCAACAGCCAGGGCUGCAACAUCUUUGACCACUUCUCCCGCAAGGACUACCAGCGCAUGCUGGACCUCAUGAGGGACAUCAUCUUGGCCACCGACCUGGCCCACCACCUGCGCAUCUUCAAGGACCUCCAGAAGAUGGCAGAAGUGGGCUACGACCCCAAGAACAAGCAGCACCGCAGCCUGCUGCUCUGCCUGCUCAUGACCUCCUGCGACCUCUCCGACCAGACCAAGGGCUGGAAGACCACCAGGAAGAUCGCGGAGCUGAUCUACAAGGAGUUCUUCUCCCAGGGUGACCUGGAGAAGGCCAUGGGCAACCGCCCGCUGGAGAUGAUGGACCGGGAGAAAGCCUACAUCCCCGAGCUGCAGAUCAGCUUCAUGGAGCACAUCGCCAUGCCCAUCUACAAGUUGCUGCAGGACCUCUUCCCCAAGGCGGCGGAGCUCUACGAGAGGGUGGCCAGCAACCGGGAGCAGUGGACGAAGGUCUCCCACAAAUUCACCAUCCGGGGUUUGCCCAGUAACAACUCCCUGGACUUUCUGGAUGAGGAAUACGACCCACAGGCCCCCGACCCCCAGUUCAAUGGCUGCCUGGAGCCCGAGGGGGCGCAGCCCGAGGCGGGGGCUGAGUGA